This is a messenger RNA of Amoebophrya sp. A25, 2281 nucleotides long. NCBI's taxonomy places the organism in Eukaryota, Dinophyceae, Syndiniales, Amoebophryaceae. The record is from the annotation of a GenBank genome assembly.
UGUUGACAGUGUGCUAUUAUUUCAUCUUCAUCGUAUCGCAAAGCAAAAUUUGUGAUUUCUACUAAACUCCGAGCAACUCAGCAUUGCUGUGUGUUGAUCGCUAGGUUGGAUCGACUCUCGUUCAGUUCGACGUUAAGAAUUGCAUCUUCUUUUGACAAAGCUGAGUGAAAGAGAAAGGAGAGAGAAAGCAAAUGGAGAUGAGGAGGGAAGUAAGAGUUGCGUAUACUGAGAGCGAAAAAGAGAUAGUCGUCGAGAGAUGAAAAAUUUUUUUUUUGCUGAAGAAAAUCUGCUUAGAAAAUGAAAGAGAAAUCGACGCAGUCGAGAGUUACCUUCGUAUGUGAUCUCGAAACCUGUGCAAUCGAAAAUUGGAAUGUAGAAUUAUAUAUGUGAGUAUGUGCUGCCUUACGUAACCCUUGGUACCACCAAAGAACUACUCAUACACCGAUUUAUAUCAUGGACGUUAGUACUAGGCCUUCAUGAACGGGCAUUAACCGUCUGUACUUCUUCGAGGAGAUACAAUUGAGUCUUCUUUGUUCAUCACAAAGAAAACCAAGCGUCAUCUCUAUCACACACAGGAAUCCUAGAAAAAUGGCGGAGUUAGGCGAAGACAUUGAUAUGAUGGAUAAGUUCGCGGAUGACGACAAGGGAAAGUUCAAGCCCAGCAAAAAGGAGAAGCCAAUUUAUGCUUCCGUUUGUUUAUCGUAGAGCCCUGCUGAUCCCUUUGCAGGAAAGAAUGUUGCUACUAGAGAUGCUGAUUCUGAUUUCGUAAGUCCCACCUUCCCCGUUGUUGUUCAACUGUAGUACCCCGUGUGUGGGUCGUUAAGUACGACUACUACUACUACUACUACUACUACUACUACUACAACUGCUACUCUAUGAUCUUGCGUUUUUGCUAGUGGCAUCAGUUGCCUGCUCGGGGAACCCCUUUUUUUUUCCUUGUUCAUUCCCCGGACAAAUUGCUCAAGGACAAGGAUGACAAGGACAAGUUGAAGGACAAGAUGUCCAAGAUGGAGAAGGACAAGAGCAAGUUGAAGGGAGCCAAGGAUGACAAGGAGAAGGAUCCAAAGAAUAAGGACAAAAACAAAAACAAGGACAAGGCCGAAAAGAAGGACAAAGUGAUUAAGGUACCAAAUGAACUCUAAAAUUUUAUUCAGUUUCACAAACACAACCAUGGUUAUAGAAGCUAAAUCUAAAAUUUUCAGUUUCACAAACACAACCAUGGUUAGAAGCUAAAUCUAAAAUUUUCAGUUUCACAAACAGAACCAUGGUUAGCAGGAUUCGGCUUGAAGAUGUAGCACAAAGUAGCAUGCAAACCUCGACGAUUCGACGAUGACAAUUUCUUUGCAAGACUUCUCCCUCCGCGACAAAAAGUGACUCAAUCGACCCUCCCACUCAGGACAACGACAAGAAAAGAAAGCCGAAGAAGAAGCCUGCAAGGUUUCUCACGUGGCAGUCCUAUAUCCACAAAGUCCUGAAGACUGUGCACGACGACUCCUGCACGCUGAGCUCGAAAGCGAUGCAGAUCCUCGACUCAUUCGCAAACGACUUGUUCGAACGUAUCAGUUUCUUGACAGUCUUUGACAGUAUGAAAUGAAAUCAUCUUUGACAGUCUUGACAGUCUUUGACAGUAUGAAAUCAAAUCAUCUUUGACAGUCUUGACAGUCUUUGACAGUAUGAAAUCAAAUCAUCUUUGACAGUCUUGACAGUCUAGUACAGGUAUCUCCACCGAAGCCGUGAAGCUUCUCCGCCUCAACAAUAAGAAGACCUUGACGUCCAUGGAGAUUCAGACUGCGGCCAGAUUAGUUUUGCCUGGUGAGCUGUGCAAGCACGCGAUCCAGGAUGGUGCCAAAGCAGUCCAGAAAUACAAUAAUUCUGCAGGGGGUGAGUAAUCCGGGAUUAUGAGAACUCCUUGUCAUAGAAGUGCAGUUAGUUUCUCCUCUUCUUAUUGGAACUACUCUGAUAUGAUGCUCUCUGAUGCUCAUGCUGACAAGAAACAACCCUGAUUACUUGCGUUUGUGAUACAAUUAGUCUCUUUAUUUCCCCAAGCGCGAACUCACUGAGGCGGUGGAUGUGGUACCCCCCUGAAGAUCCUGAUGGAUCCCCCUGAAGAUCCAGUUGCUGGCAGUGCGUUGUGACAGAGAAACUUAUGUUGUUUUGUGGACCUAUCGAUUAUGAUAAAUCCUGAUGAAGAAGAACUUCUCUGAUGAAAGUCUGUUUAGUGCUAGUAGAACUACUUAACACACGGACUUGCCCGUAAAAAUGUUGUUGUUCAACUAUCCCC